Molecule: messenger RNA, 245 nt
Organism: Closterium sp. NIES-67
Lineage: Eukaryota; Viridiplantae; Streptophyta; Zygnematophyceae; Desmidiales; Closteriaceae
Source: the annotation of a GenBank genome assembly
CCGCGCCCUUGUUGAAUGAGAGGGCACCGAACGACCAGCUGCACUCAUUUGACCCAUCACAAGCCGUCGCUAAGCCGACCAUCGAUCCGUUCGGUCGCUAUGUUCUCGAGAUUCGCGGCGUCGUUGCGUCGCGGGCUGUAUCGCCACCACGCGCUGCUUCUCAAGGCGUCCGUCUCGCUCUUCCUCGCGGUCGUGCUAUGCCUCGCCGUCGACCCUCUUGAAUGGAGGCAGGUACGCUCGCCCAC